Molecule: messenger RNA, 447 nt
Organism: Fusarium proliferatum ET1
Lineage: Eukaryota; Fungi; Ascomycota; Sordariomycetes; Hypocreales; Nectriaceae
Exons: 2
Coding region: 1-447 (148 amino acids)
Biological process (GO): DNA-templated transcription
Cellular component (GO): RNA polymerase III complex; RNA polymerase I complex; RNA polymerase II, core complex
Molecular function (GO): DNA-directed RNA polymerase activity
Source: RefSeq, a predicted model, not a curated record
AUGGCGAGCGGCGACGCUACUCUGUUCGAAGAAUCAUUCACUGUGACUGAGUAUGAUCAGUCCAAGUAUGACCGUGUCGCCCGCAUUUCGUGCACUUCAAGCGACUCUCAGACUGUUAUGACUCUAGAUAUCAACAUCGAGCUCUUCCCCUGUGCUGUUUCAGACACCCUGCACGUAGUUCUGUCUACUACCCUCUCCCUUGACGGAAGCAAGGAGGACGAGAAGGGCUGGCGAGACGUUGGCAAAGGUGGUGAUGCGCCAGCGACAGCCGCCGACCUUUACGACUACGUGUGCCAUGGAAAGAUCUAUAAGUUCGAGGAGACAUUCGAUGGAAAUACCAUCAAUGCCUACUGCUCUUUCGGCGGUCUUCUUAUGUCGCUUCAAGGCCCUAUCAAGAAACUGACCCCCCUCCGUGUCGACAACGUCUACCUACUCGUCAAGAAAUGA